CAGAACCACUGCCCACAUGCAGCCCCAGACACAGCCCCUAGCCCACACCCUACCCUUCUCCCUUGGAGGGGCCCUGCGAGACACUGGGCUCCGGGUGCCUGUCAUUAAGAUGGGCACAGGGUGGGAGGGCUUGCAGCGGACCCUGAAGGAAGUCGCCUAUAUCCUCCUUUGCUGCUGGUGUGUCAAGGAACUGCUGGAUUAAUGGUGGCAGGAAACUGUCCCCUCUUCCCACCAACACCAUGGCUGUCAUCGUGCAGUACCCAGUCCAGCCACCAUCAAGACUCCUGGGCCAGCUGUGCUUGACCUCGGAUGGGCCACCACCGAGUGAAGACUGAAGAGUGGAUGCUGCUUUGAGUUGUGCCAUCUGUCAGACUUGCCUCAUCUCUGAGCCUCCAUUCCCAGCCCCCAUCUCUGGUGGACCUCUGGUGGGCAGGGGCUUGGCCUGCGGGCUAGGACCCUGAUAAGACCGCAGCGGGACCUGGCACUCCUCCAAGCUUGGCACAGUGAGCCCACCAGCCCAGAUGGUUGAUCUUACCAUACUCUUAGUACCAGGAAUGAACUGCCCCCUCAGAUGUCUGUUUGAGAAUCACUGAAUUAUAAUAAAUAGGCCUUGAAGCCAAAAAUUCUAAA
This is a messenger RNA of Carlito syrichta (Philippine tarsier), 630 nucleotides long. RefSeq names its product lens epithelial protein (gene LENEP). The record is from RefSeq and is a predicted model, not a curated record. Gene Ontology annotation, biological process: multicellular organism development. The transcript has 2 exons. Bases 17 to 202 code for a protein of 61 amino acids. Lineage: Eukaryota; Metazoa; Chordata; Mammalia; Primates; Tarsiidae.